This is a messenger RNA of Meyerozyma guilliermondii ATCC 6260, 291 nucleotides long. It is a transcript of the gene TIM12, whose product is annotated as Tim12p. The transcript has a single exon. Bases 1 to 291 code for a protein of 96 amino acids. Gene Ontology annotation, cellular component: mitochondrial inner membrane. Lineage: Eukaryota; Fungi; Ascomycota; Pichiomycetes; Serinales; Debaryomycetaceae. The record is from RefSeq and is a predicted model, not a curated record. Gene Ontology annotation, biological process: protein insertion into mitochondrial inner membrane.
AUGUCGUUUUUUUUAGGAAAUACUUCCCAGUACUCCAACUCGAUUGUCGAUGAGACCAAGAUCCAAUUGGCCAAAAUUCAACAUGAGGCCAUGUCUUUGACUUUCAAUUCCAUGCUCGAUACCUGUAAAGAAAAAUGCAUUGCCCACGAAUACGGAGAGUCCGAUUUGAACACCGGAGAAAUGUGUUGCGUUGAUCGCUGUGUAGCGAAAUAUGUCAAAGCCAAUUUGGAGGUUGGCACCGCACUUCAAAGUAAAGGGUUUACGCCGGAAGGCAUCGUUGCCACAGUAUAA